UCCUUUGCUUCCUCCCUUUGAGAUUAACCGCUGUCCAAGAAAUGCCCUCAUAAGUUUGAAAAUAACUGUUUCCCCCUCUUCUUUCUCCUCCCAGUAAGACAAAAAAAACACUACCGUUUUUAUUCCUUAACCUCUCCUUUCCUUCUCCGAGAAACGGAGUACCAGCCAUAGUUUCCUCAUAGUGAAGCUUGAAUUGUCCAAAAGACAGAGGAGGGAAGGAAACUUUAAAAAGCCAAUGACUUCCAAGGAAGAGCCUAAUCUGGAGGAGACUUCGAAGGAUUUGCGAAAUUCUAAAGAAGGGGAAAACAGAGCAAACUCAGAAGCAAAGCCUGAUGAUAGUAUCUGCGAUAGCUCCGAUCAAAACUCCCCUCGAGGUGUGCUAGAGAUCCCAAUAUCUGGAGCAGAUUCUGAUGGCAGCGGCGGCAGAAGCAGCGAAACUUCGUCGGUGGACCGAUCAAUUGCUCCAGAUGGAUCAGUGUUGGAGUCCCACAGCUUGCAAUGGAGGACUUUGAUUGGUGGCUUGAUACUGAGAAAGAAGAGGUCCAUGAUGAGGCUAUCAACAUUUCCGCCGGCGACAGCAGGCUUGGGCUUGCAGAGGACUCCAAGUGAGAAGGAUAGGAUUGAGAGUGGGGAAAUUACUUCAGAGACUGGAAGGGGAAGGCCCUCUUGGAGGAGCUUUGAUCACCAGGAGCUUGCAGCUGCAACUGAUAACUUCAGUCGAGAUAAAUUGAUUGGGAAAGGAGGACAUGCGGAGGUGUAUAAAGGAUGCCUUGCUGAUGGACAACUUGUGGCAGUGAAGCGGCUGACAAAGAAAGACAAUGAGGAGGAGAGAAUUGGAGAUUUCUUAUCAGAACUUGGAAUGAUUGCCCAUGUUAAUCACCCUAAUGCUGCACAACUACUGGGGUUCAGUGCAGAAGGGGGCCUGCACCUUGUUCUCCGUUUCUCUCCAUAUGGAAGCCUAGCUUCUGUGCUUCAUGGUUCGAAGGAAGGCCUCGAAUGGAAGGUAAGGUUUAAGAUUGCUUUAGGCAUUGCAGAAGGCCUACUCUAUCUCCAUGAAGGAUGCCAGCGACGCAUAAUCCAUAGAGACAUCAAGGCCUCGAACAUACUCUUAACUGAAGACUUCCAGCCUCAGAUCUCUGAUUUUGGACUUGCAAAGUGGCUGCCAGACAAAUGGACUCACCACAUUGUGUUCCCCAUUGAAGGGACAUUUGGAUAUUUGGCGCCUGAAUACUUCAUGCAUGGGGUAGUGAAUGAGAAGAUUGACGUGUUCUCUUUCGGGGUGCUGCUGCUUGAGCUCAUAACAAGGCGGCGAGCAGUUGACUCUUCUCAACAGAGCUUAGUGAUAUGGGUAUUAUUAGAUUUUACUUGCAAUAUUUUGCUUUAUGUUGCGUUAUGAUGCAUUAUAAGAUCUUUAUUUUAUUUUAAGGUAUUAAAUUUGCCUAAUGCCUAUCUAUGAAAUUCCUUUUGACAAAGGCAUGUCUAUGUGAUUCCUAGGCUGCAAUGGGUUGGGUUGGGAAAGAAAUUUCCUUGAACCAAUUGUGGUCCCAUCUCAAUUUUGAUACAAUAUCAUUUAGGUUCUACCAGGUCUAUCAAUGAAUUGGCUUGUCCAGGCAUGUCUUUUAAGUUUAAGAAUUCAUAAGGUACUGGCUUGGGUUAAAUUGGUUAAAUCCCGAUCUGACACCACAUUAAUGUCGUGCUUAUGCUACAAUAUAGAUUCUGAAAAAUUUGAUAGUGAUUAGGGUACAAGAUAGUUCAUCAUUCGAUGACAAAGGCAUUAUGAUUCUAACCAUCAUUUCAUCCUCAGUCAAUUCAAAUGCAUCAUUCUUAUCAUCCAUUUUUUUGCUUCAAUAGAAACUAAAAGAUCCUUCUUCUUUUCAUGUGAUGCAAAAUUGACCGAAAAUUAAAUUUUUUUCUUUUGACAGAGACCUGAAAAUUACUACUUGCUACUCAAUGAGAAGUUGCUAAAGUUUCAAAAAAUCAUGCUAUCUUGCAAAGCUAGGUAUUAGCAUUAUGGGGCAAUUUUUCAUUUCUGAGAUACAAUGC
Phoenix dactylifera (date palm) is the source of this 2043-nucleotide messenger RNA. NCBI's taxonomy places the organism in Eukaryota, Viridiplantae, Streptophyta, Magnoliopsida, Arecales, Arecaceae. The record is from RefSeq and is a predicted model, not a curated record.